Diachasma alloeum is the source of this 6141-nucleotide messenger RNA. RefSeq names its product nucleolar pre-ribosomal-associated protein 1. NCBI's taxonomy places the organism in Eukaryota, Metazoa, Arthropoda, Insecta, Hymenoptera, Braconidae. The transcript has 3 exons. The record is from RefSeq and is a predicted model, not a curated record. Gene Ontology annotation, cellular component: nucleolus. Gene Ontology annotation, biological process: maturation of 5.8S rRNA from tricistronic rRNA transcript (SSU-rRNA, 5.8S rRNA, LSU-rRNA); maturation of LSU-rRNA from tricistronic rRNA transcript (SSU-rRNA, 5.8S rRNA, LSU-rRNA). Bases 143 to 6058 code for a protein of 1971 amino acids.
UAAACCACACGCAUUUGGAGUAAAAAUCAAUUUAGACACGUUUGUCGGUUUUCAAUUUCUAGGUUAAGCAAGAAUUAAAACUUUUAUAUUAUUCAUCAACGAUUUGAAAGUUGAGGCGAACGAAGUUACAAACGAAUAAAUCAUGCGAAUUAAAAUGAAUCCAAAAACUGCACACAAAUCGUCCCUCUUGGAAUCAGAAAUGGAUAAUUAUCUUAAUAAUGGAAAUUUUGAAUAUGGAAAGGAGAAACUGAAAAGAAAAAACGGAGAAACAAAUUCAGAAGUUAUCAACAAUACUCUUGACAAUCUGGAAACUCCCAUCAAAAGAAAGAAAAAAAAGAUGAAAAGCAAAUCUAACGGCGAUACUUCGAGGGUUCCUAAUGAAAGUAUUUUUCCGGCAACUUUAACAGUAGAAAAGAAAAAGAAGAAGAAGGUCAACGAGAUGAGUGGAGCUGCAAUACCCCCAACGGAUAAUAAUUCACCAAAUGAACCAGAGCCAAUCAGAAAACACUCUGAGAACGAUGGAAAAUUGAGUGAAGAACAGGAAACUCUCGCAUCAAAUCUCUCUUCCAAAAGAGUGAUGGGAAUUUCAGCAAACUAUUUGAGGUCUAGUUUGAAGACAGCUUCGGGUCUAGGCAUGCUGCGGAAAUUCGUGACAAUAUGCACUGAGAAUACCGAACGUGAUUUAGCAUCAGAAUAUAUAGAAAAAUCAGGACAUGUUUUCGAAAUUCUUCAGUUGUUAGAAGAAUGUGACAAAGAUUUGAAUAAGGCAGCAUUAGUGUUCUCUGGCAUGCACAUUGUCAUUAUGAAGAUCUUGGAGAAGUAUCCCCAGCAAAUUGCGGCAGCUCAGGAGGCUUGCCACCAUUUGAUAAACGUACACUUAUCAACAGUUCACGCGAUGAUGUCCAAUCAAAGUAAUCCUAAGCAACGAAAGAUCGUUCUACGUUUGCUUGCGUCAAUCGUGUCCUUGGGAGACACGCUACCCCGAGAAUUACUAGCUCACCUUUCAUUUCACCAAGAGACAUUAACUCUAAUGUCCAAACAAACGAAGCCAACAGAUCCCCAGAGUGUCAGAACAUGUUUCAUUCAUUUUAUUCUCUCAUUUUUAGUGAAUGCGAGGGCCUCGGUCAUCAGAGCACUUUUGGAUAAACGUGGAUUACUCACGAGUAUUUUCCCGGAGCUUAUUUAUGACUCUCAUUCCACUGUGCUCCUCGUGUUAAAUACAAUCAAAACUUACGUACUUGAAAACAAUAUUGUUAGUAAAACAUUAAAACUCCAGGUGUUCUCAACACCCGUUGUUCACAAUUUGGUGUCUUUGUACAAUUGGAAAGGCCCCAGUAACUGGCCUGGAUUUGAGAAUAACAAACGAAACGGUUUCACUGAAUGUGUCGAUCUCGAAGAGAAGGCUAUUACCAUUGAAGCAGUCCACGAUUUUUUAAUAGUGCUUCUGACAUCAAAUCGCCAUGGAAUCAUUUUCAAUGAUAAGACUCUAGGGACAACUAGAAAGAAACAUAAUCAGCUGGUAAGUACCAUUCUCCAGAGCUUAGAACAUCCCUGGGAACAUGAAAAACCUGGUGAUUUGGUUUCUAAAAUUUUGGUUGCUUGUCCUGAUCUUAUAAAGCCUCAAUUGGCGUACAUUGAACCUUUCUUGGUGCCCAGACCGUCGAAAAAGUGGAUUGCCGUCAUGGACUUCGUCAAGAGAGUUCUUUCAGCUGUUGCACUUGAAAAGUUUCUCAAGUAUUCUCUCUCAGAAUUAACGUCUCAACAGUUAAUCACUGCAACAUUAACAUUAACUAUGCCUUUGAUUGUAUUGAAAAAUGCUGUUAUACCUUCCCUCAACUCUUCGAGUAUUAUUUUAUGCUACGAAGCUGUGACAACUCUCACAGUUAUGCUGAACCAAGUGAGAAAAUUCUUGGAAGUUGCUGAAAGACACGUAAGUGUUUCUGAAUAUUCAAAUUUACAUUCUCAUGUAAUAGAUUAUGCCUCGAAGAAGAUACCCUCAGUGGAAGAUGUUUUAAGAGCUUGGAAACAUGCCGAUAAACCCAGCGAAAGCCUCGAAGCCGUAAAUCUAGAAGAGAUUCAAUUCACACCACCGAAAUCUAAAUAUUUUUCAUCAGUUUUAGAUUUAAUUCAGAAUUAUCAUCAGGUUCUCCCUGAAUGUAUGCGUUCGAAAAGUCUUAGUGAUUUGACAGAGGAUUCUCAAUUAUUACUGACAUCAAUAAACGACCUUAGAGACGUUAAUGAAGAGGAAUUGAACUCCAUGAAGUUAAAAGCAAUUCAAAUAAUUCAAGUUUUCAAUCCCAAGAUUUUUAAAACCGACGAAGAAUUCCUUGGAAACAUUCUUUUAUUUUUGAUUUCACUACUGGAGAAUCCUUCUGGAAAUUUGAAGUCUAAGGGAAUAGAGACGACGAAAGUGUUGUUGAAUGAGUUAAAUAUAUUCAAGAACUGUGAGGAUCAAAUGAAUAUCUGGCUGAAUAGUUUAAAAUUGCUCAAGAAUUCCCGAGAGAGAGCUGAAGUCGCUCAGUGGCUAGUGAAAAUCAUCUCGAAAGCAGUUAAGCGCCCUGCGAAGUAUCAGAAGAUUAUAGAGGAAGUAGAAAAGGCUGAAGAAUUUUUAACAAGUGAAGAUGACAUGAAUAAACUGAUGCAACCAACAACGAAUAUUCCAUUAAUUUUAUGUGCAUGUUACGAAAGUUUGAAAGAAAAAUGGAACGAAACAGCAGGAAGAUUUGUCGGUUUCAUUACAAUAUUAACAUUGCACUGUCAAGUAUCACCGAAUGCUUUGAUUUAUCUCAGUGAGGGUAUUCAAGGGGAACAAGUUGAGUAUUUGAAAAGUUGGAAAGAGGGGGAAACUCCAAUACCACUAAAGAAGAUGUUAUCGACAAGCAUUGUUGGAAAAUUUAGCAAAAUUUUACUUGCCAGUGACGAAAUUACAUUUGACAGAAUACUAAAUGAUAAAGAUGGCUUACAUUCGAAUUAUGAAAUUCUGCAUCUUCUUAAAAUGACUGUCUUCUAUCUGACUCAGUGUAUUCAAAGGAGAAAACUAACUCAGGAGCAGUUCAAUCGAUAUAAAUACGUGAUAAUUGCACUUUUGGAUUUUUAUAAAAAAACUGAUUGGACUUCUUGUGAUUCAAAUUAUGUGCUUGAAUGUUCCAGACAUAUCUUAACGCAUCCAACAAUUCUUCAUUCUUUUAAUCCAAUUCCAAAAACAAAGUUUCCGACAGAGAGAAUUGUGACUACUGGUCUCGUCGAAAUUUUUGACAAAAUCAUUGACGUUAAUUAUAAAUCGAACGUUCCCGAUUUAUUCCUCUCGUUCAAGAAUAAAUUAAUGUCACAUUUGGAAGCAGUUUUGAGGAAAUGUGCAGGUGGUUGGACACUAAAAACCACGCACUGUCUAGUGAAAUUCAUUGAAAUUCUUCAAUUAACAUCCUUUGAUCUCCUAACACUUUUCAAGAGCCUGACAAGUUUACCAAAAGCAAGUUUCUUAAGUGAAGACAAAAAGGUCUUAUCGAUUUGGGGAGAAAUGGUUCCGAAAUUGCUUGAGUUAUUAUCGGAACGACAAAAAUUGGAAAUUCUCAUGGAAUUUCCGGAAGAAACUCAAUUGGUCCACAAGUUAUUUAUUUACUUUACACAUCUGAAAUACACAGGGAUAAAUCUAGAGAGUUGGGAAAAUUCUCUACAUAAAUUUCUUAAGGCUUUCCCUCAUUAUAUUGCAAUAGUUGACCCAAAAACCUUCAAUUCCUUACUGGAAAAUGAAUUUGAUGAAUCAACAAUUCCACUGAUAUCUUUCCUCACGGCGAGAAAUCCAAAAUUGAUUCCACUAUUCACUAAAUACAUUUCAACCGAAAAAUCUCGAAUUCGAUGUUGUGAACUGAUUUUCAGUGUUUUAUCAAGCAAUUUAUCUUACAAAUGGAACUCGGAAUUUCUGUUCAAAAUUUGCAAGCAAUAUGAACAGAAUAUUAUCAACUACUUUUUAUUUUAUGAGGAAACUCUAGACUGGAUCAAUCAAAAUGUAGAUUCAGUCGCAUAUUUAAUAGACUCUUGCUUCAGCCUCGAAAUAUGUGAGAGAAUCACCACGAAAGUGUUGUCCAGUGGAGACAAAUUGGAAACUGUCGACUUUAACUACGCGAAACUUCUUCAACAUAUUUUCACAAGACUCUCACAAUUGCAUCGAAAUCCUCAAGAAAUCCUCUGUCAAGGUCUUCAAGUGUUCAUCCGUUUAAUCGUCUCAUAUUUAAAGAAAAAUGCAAAAGACUCAAAUGAAAUCGAAAUUCUCUGCAUAUACAUGUUCCAAACAAUCACGAGACUCAAAUCGAUCAAUAAAGACUUCAUCUUCGAAGACCUAUCCAAAAGUUACUCGUGGUCCCAGUUCACAAGGUUCUCUUUAAGAUCAGGACUAAAGAAUUCGAAAAACGAUUCAACAAAAAAUCACUCGCUGCUGAAGACUUUAUCACAAGUCUGUGACAUUGCAUACAAAGACAAAAGUGAAACCGAAUACGUGAAAACGUUAUUCGAGAUGACAACAUCCCAUUCAGAGUUCGUAAACCUCAUGCUUAGUUCUCAGAACAUCAAAAAGGAUUUACUCCAACUCAUCUUCGUUCUUAUAAAGAAAAAUCCAACGAUAAUGAAGUUAUCACAUAUUCCCCUGUACUUAUCAGCUUAUAACGCCACAUUGAAUGAGUUUGAUCAACAAAUUUUGUUGAUUCUUCAAUACUAUGAGAGGUCGGGAAUCAAAUUAACGGAAUAUCAACCGUAUUUGUAUGGAGAAGCUGCAGCCUCUUAUUACAGUCUAAGGGGGAGGGCAGACACUGUAAUUUGGCGACAACCUUCAGUCUCGCAAGUCCUGCAGCUUUUCAACAUCGAUAUCGUUAAGAAUACGAUUACAAAUUUCCCAGUACGAAGGACACUACACCAGGAUGAAUUAUAUGAUAGUGAAAGUGUGUAUGAUCCAGCAUUCUAUUUACCAUUAUUAACGCACUUGUUAGCGGGUAAUAAUGUUAUUGCAUGUCAUAAUGUGACUCGAUCGGGUGCACUAGCUCUGCUAUUCGCUGCCUGCGGAAGCGUCUGUCAGGAGAUUCGUAUGGCCACACUCACAGUCAUAUCCAGGUUCUAUUUUCAUCUGGAAGCUACUAGGUCGAAAGAGAAAUUACUGUGGAUGCGUAUGAUUGAUGCACUUCGAAAUGGCAUCGCGUCACUGGAAUCAUUCACUGAGAUUCGUCUGAAUUGCUUCAUUUCGACAUUUCUCGCAAGGAGUGCCCUGGUUGCAACUGAACCGCUGAAUCCGCUCUACGCUCCUCUGCAGAAUUUUUUUAUGGCUAAACCGGAACUGGAUUUGAGAACAAUUCCAGAAUUUUUAACGUUGUUCAAUAGUUCUGACAUUAAUCAUAAGGUACAGAGGCAUUGGAUUCUGGAGGUGAUUCGAGAUGGAUUAAAGACAGACUUGGAGAUGCAAAUUUCGUCAAAAUGCUUCUUGUUCAGAACACUCUUCUAUGUUCAUGGGAGUAUUCUUGCUGAUCCUUCCACAAAGAUUCUCAUUCUUCAAAUCAUCAACUCAGCUGUGAAAAUUUCAAAAGCUGGAAUUUUCUGUCGUAAUUCUGGACUACUUGUUUGGCUCAGUGAAGUUGCUGAUGGACUGAACGUUCGAGACAUCGAAGGCAUUGAAUUAAUCGUAAAUAUUGUUAAGAAUUUGCCUGAUACACUAUUGAAUUGUAAUGAUAAAGAUAGUCACAUGCAAUUUAUGUUACUGGAUGUUCUAAAAACUCUAAUUCCAAAAUUAUCAAUAACAAUGAAAAUGAGUUCUUACUCAAAAUUACUGAGGUCCCUCAGAGACAUUUUACAAAAUAAAUUAUUAUGUGAAAUGAUCCAUAAGAACCAAAUUCAGCAUUUGAUCGAAGUUUCGAAGAAUAUUAUCGGUGAUGUCGAAGAAUGUACAGAGAUUUUAGGCCAUGAAUGUGAGUUUAUAACGAAAAAGGAGGUAACAGAGUGCAACAAUGAAGUUUGUUCAGCCAAAGUGAAUCUGAGAAAUAUUGUAAUUACUUGGAGAAAUCAGGUCGCCAAUGUUUAGUUGAAAAAUCAUUGUAAAUAAAAGGUUAGAUGUACAUGAAUUGAUGUUUGUACGUACGUACCUAAUAAAAACUUUUAAUAGUU